UGUGAUGUAAGAAAUACUCAUCGAUGUUCAUCUUUGAAUGUCUGUCUACAAUUUGCAAACUCAAUUUGAAAUGGGUCUGGAUUAUAUCAAGAUGGGAAUCCGAUCUAGAAAUACCAUAAUAUGACGAGGCUUCAUCAUAUAUAGCUCAAAUUCACUAAUAAGACCAAACGCAAUACAGUGCGAGAUGGAGAUAUAUUUUAUUUACAUUGGAAUUCUUUGCUUUUUAAAUUCAGUGGAGACACAGAUUAUGAUUGGAGACAUCUCGGAUAACCCUACGAGACAAAAAGUAAUCUAUAGCGGUUUCCCAGUUGGGAUUAGCUGUGCGGAGUCGGACUAUUUUGGGGAUAGCGGGCUACCGGACUUUGAUGGAGGGCACCCUGCACCAAUAGGUAUGGAUGUCAGCUACAUGGAGGACUCGAAUGAGGAGUUUGAUGGAAUUGAUGUUAACGUUUUUGACGAGAAUGAAAAUCCUGACUUUCCGCCAGAUGAGAAUGACGCCAUUUAUCCAGAUGAGAAUGGCGACGUUCAGUGCAUCAUAAAGAAAAACUCUAUCACAAUUUUUAACAAAACUAUCAUAUGGUCAAAACGUUCUACAGAGGGUAUCUUUAUUGAUGCGGAUGAAAGUUGGGAUAAAUCUGAAAUUCACGUAUCUGCUACAUGGGGAACAGACGGAGGACAAUUGUCGAGUGGUUUCAAAAUUAUUCUAAAGGAACCUGUUGGUCACAAUUGUGCCACUGAAUUGGAAACUGUUCCGGAAAUCAUUCAUUUUACAGUAGGAAGUCAGGAUAAGGACGAUUUAGCAUGUUUUGGCGAUAGCGACAUGAGCAUGAACAAAACACAAUACCAAUCCAUUGAAACUGUUUGGUACCACGGGUGUGAUGAAAUAUCUAGAGAUGAUCCAAACUUUCAGUACUUACCAAUGAAAUAUGACGAGAACGAAAACGAGUUGUUGUUUGCUUCUUUAAAGUUACCCAAUCUAUCAUUCAGUACAUCACCAGGAAAAUACAGAUGUGCAUUAAGGCGAAACGGAUUUGAAUUGGCAAGAAAUGUGUACAAAGUUUGUUUAAAACAACCGUUUGUAUAUGCUAACAACCCCAGUAUCACACCUACACAAGAAGUUUACAAAGUCGAACCAGGAGACAGCGUUACCUUCACAUGCAUCGGUCAUACUGGUACUGAAGCGGGGUCUCUCAGUCAGAAAGUUACGUUCAAAAGAAUAGAAUACAAUUUGGUGGGAGAAUGGGAAAGGGCAAUUAAGUGUUUAUUAUUUUUGGGCAUACCAGCACCAUCGUCAACAAACAAAUGUAAAUCGCAACUCCAUGAAAACAAGAAUUACUGCGAACGUCUGACUGCAGAAGAAAUAGAGCAAAUCUCAAAUCACGGACUAGAUGAUAACUUUACAGCAACCUACACAAUACACAAUUUAAACAAGACAGACAAUGGUUCAAUAUAUCAAUGCUCUCUAAGUACAACUGCUGGCACCGUCACAAAAAACUUUACUCUGGUCGUCGAAGAGGAAAUCAACACACAUAACUAUUUGACGGUGGCUUUAAGUGUAAUGGGAGCUCUGGUCUUGCUCGCAAUUAUUGUAAUAGUAUUCAUCCAUGUAUACCGGAUAGAAGUUCAAUAUCUGUUGAAGAAAUACUUCAGUUCGCCUGUGGCUAUUGAAGGUGGAUACUUCGUCGCUUAUCUGGUCUAUGAACCGAGUGCGUAUAUCGGAAGCGAUAACAUAGUCGGAGACGUGAAAACAUAUUUGCAUACGUCUAGAUAUAAUAAUAUAUAUGAUCCGAACGUUGAACCUGAAGACGCUGGGGCACCUGUCGCCGAGCAUUACAAAUCUGUUCUUGAGAGAUGUUUGAGAUUGGUUGUUAUUGUGACAUCACAGAUGAUCGAGCAAAACGAAAUCGAAAUAUUUAAGGUUUAUGAGGGAUUAAAUCAAAACGUGCAGAAAGAUUUGAAACUUGUGUUUAUCUGCAGAAAAGAAAUAAAAAAUGAAAUAAAAAGAAAAGCAAAAAAUGGACAUAAUAUUUCGAUAACCCUGAUGAGAUUCAUGAAAAAGCAGGGAAGUCGAGUAAUAUAUUGGAAAAAGAAUGAGCAACAUGACUUGAACCGAGCAUUAUAUGUUGCAUUGCCAAAUGUUCAACCCAUUGGCAAUAACAACGACGAGAUUACCCAACUUUAGUAAGGGAUAUUGUGAAAAUACAAGAUGAAACUUGCAUUGUGGCUUGUCUGCCCACUAAAGAGUCCUAUAGUUGGGUAAUGGACGGUAUAAGCUCGAGAGGGCGAUAAAGAUUGUAUUUCUUUAGGAAAAGAACUUGGUCGGUUUAAACUCAUCCCACUGCUGCAUAUACCAAUCUUUGGAUAAAAAGGUGUAUCAAAAGAUGUACGAAUAGUAAAUAACAACACAUUUUCAUUUGAGAGUAUUUCUCGAUUUCAGCUUAGCACGGUAGAGUGCUUCACAUUCAUUUACAUCAUGUUUCGCUUCAUAAAUUAUUCAUGUAAUUAGCAUCGUGACCGAACACUGGCUCCUUUCUUUUUAAUAACAUUAACUAAAGACAAUUUUAAUAUCUAAAGAAUAAAUCGAAAUAAUACUUACAGAAGAAUCUUUUGCGAUAAAGAAUAGACUGUCCGAUACUGUUAAACACACAUAAUACGAUGUUAAUCCACGGUACGAUAACAUUCUAAUGAUCUCCUAUCGUCCAUAUAUAACAUGCCUGCCUCAAAUGACAAAAUAUUCAUUUUCAAAAAGUCACAUUACUGUAUUAGGUGACUUUAAAAUUGUUUUUGUAAAAUUUGAUAGAUAUAAUCGAAUC
Molecule: messenger RNA, 2813 nt
Organism: Styela clava
Lineage: Eukaryota; Metazoa; Chordata; Ascidiacea; Stolidobranchia; Styelidae
Source: RefSeq, a predicted model, not a curated record